Leguminivora glycinivorella is the source of this 1870-nucleotide messenger RNA. RefSeq lists its product as uncharacterized. Bases 86 to 1870 code for a protein of 594 amino acids. The record is from RefSeq and is a predicted model, not a curated record. The transcript has 3 exons. NCBI's taxonomy places the organism in Eukaryota, Metazoa, Arthropoda, Insecta, Lepidoptera, Tortricidae.
CUCGUGUUUUUUGAUAAAUAUUUAUUUGUAUAGACUGUAGAUUGUUGUUACGUUUUUGUAAAGGAUAAAUUAAUGAAGUGAAGUGAUGUUGAUCAGUCGGGUGCCCGAGGAGGGUGCGGGGCGGGGCGAGCCGGCGGAGGCGCCUGGUGGCCAGACGGCCAGUGAGCUGUUUGAGCUGAUGAGCAAAGACCAUGACUUCGAAGCAGGAGACGACCCUCUUACAACCAGCGACCUCGUGCUGCUUUACAAGAACAUCGACCUUGGGACGCAGCUCAUGAGCAACGUUCGCGAGCGACCCAACCAGCGCGUAGAGACCGUGUACCACGACGAGACCGAAACCGACUCCGACCUCGGCGAGAGCUGCAGCAGCGAGGAGCUCCGCAACAUCAUGCUCGCCAACAAGGAGAGGAUCGACUUGUUCACCAACCCCCCCUCCCUCAACUCCCUCUGCCACAAACUAGGCGAUCUAGAAAUACAAGUCUCCAAUAUCUCCAACGACUUGUACGACGACCGCCACUUUCUGAACAGAGAUCCGUACAUAAAGGAACAACUCCAGCACCUACAGCUCAUGUCCAGAACGAACGAGUUUAACGCCUUGCUCCCGGCUUCGCUGCUCGACUACAUUUGCUGCAAGCGCUUGGAAGACAAUUACAACUUCUACAUGGAUGACAUUAUUACAUACGUUAAGCACACUAUCGAUCAAUUGAAACGCAUUAGCAACGGGGAUUAUUUGCCGGAAAAAGUAAAGAAAAAGUGGAGGGAAUCGGACCCCAAAAGCAUUGAGAAUGCGUCGAAAAUUUUGACGACGUCAAUAAGCAUGCCUCUGCAGGUGAAGCAAAAGACGACCGGGUUGACGCCUGUCUGGGAUGAUAUCGUCCACACGGAAGUAGACUUGAGGUCGCUCGUCAAAAUAAUGGAAAAGAAAAUCGUUCUGGAAGUUCCGAGAAUGAUCAGCGACUCGUAUAAGUUUUUCAGCAGGUAUCGUGCUGACAAAUUAGUGAUGAGCUGCUCACGGCGCCAGAGCGAAGGCGAGCGGCCAGAAACGAAGUCUCGUGUGGACGUCGUGUUAACAGUGCAGCGCGCCGCCGCCGGCCAGCUCGUUAGCAACAUCCAUUCUAUCAUGGUCCUACAACACGAGGGCCAAGCUGCACGAACAGAUCGUCCUAAGAUGUUGCCUAUAGAAUAUCAGAAGCCAGAGCAAACUGACGAGUUAAUACCGAAAGUCAUCGAGGUCCUCGAAAUUGAACAAAAUACAGGAAACAGGUCUAGUGGUCAAUCCGAUGAGUUCGGUUCUAUAUGCUCGAUUUCAGAUGCGACAGAUUCAAAAGAAAGUGACGGUAAGUCGAAGGAGGACUCUGACAGCUCGAGCACGGUGCCGCGGCCCGGCAGCCCCAGCGCCAUGGUGCAGAUCCUCACCUCGGCCGCGCGCGUCUUCCGCGCCGAGGCCGCCUCCGAGCACGCCACCCCCAACGACUUGACCUUCUCCAUCACAACCAUUAACCCAGAAACAUCUUUACCCGAACAAUGUACUUCAGACUCCGUUUAUGCCAAACCGAAGAAGUCUCCCGAGCGAGUCCGAAUAAAGUCUCCUUACGAAAAUAAAUCCUUUGUCAUAGAGGAAAGAAGAAGAAAGAAACUUUUAGAAGUUAAGGAACGGCGCGAGAGACGAAAAAUGGCUUCGAACGAAAACAGUAAAGUGGCAAAACAUAAGGCUUUUCCACAGGCAGUUAGCUCGGUCACCAAAUUAUCCAUUACUAACAAAGCUUUUUACAACUCUAUAUAUGGGCAGAAUGGUAAUGGUGAGAACGGUAAGCGAAAGUCUGCAACGUCAGUCAACAAUGGUAACACGCGCAAGGGGAGGCGAAGAUAG